Ylistrum balloti is the source of this 1812-nucleotide messenger RNA. Its product is annotated as sodium-dependent multivitamin transporter-like. The record is from RefSeq and is a predicted model, not a curated record. The coding region runs from base 1 to 1812 and encodes 603 amino acids. Gene Ontology annotation, biological process: transmembrane transport; sodium ion transport. The transcript is spliced from 16 exons. Gene Ontology annotation, cellular component: membrane. Lineage: Eukaryota; Metazoa; Mollusca; Bivalvia; Pectinida; Pectinidae. Gene Ontology annotation, molecular function: symporter activity.
AUGACUUUCCUAAAAUGGGAGGAUUACGUCGUCUUGACAAUAGCUGUGAUUCUAUCCCUUGGUGUUGGGCUGUUUCAAUCCCUCCGGAAGAGAAACAUGAACACUACGAAAACGUUCAUCAUGGGGGAUUCAAAAAUGUCGUUUUUACCGGUUGCGAUAUCACUGAUGGUUUCAUACGAGUCGGGUAUCAUGAUGUUGGGAAUUCCGGCAGAGGUGUAUAUAUAUGGUAUGCAGUGGGGUAUAUCAUAUUUUGGCUUCUUCAUUGCGGAUAUGACAUGUCGGCAAGUAUUCGCACCAGCCAUCCGGAAAUUGGAAAUAACUAGCAUUUAUGAGUAUUUGGAACUCCGUUUUAAGUCACAUGGCAUCAGAAUAUUUGCGACUGUGUUGGGUAUGUUUUAUGGGAUAAAUUACUUCGGAACAGUUCUUUUUCUACCAGCAAUAUCACUUGAGGCUGUGGGAGGUAUUCCAACGUGGAUAUCCAUCGUGGUUCUUCAGGUCGUAGUCUUGGUGUAUACCCUGAUAGGUGGAUUCAAGGCUGUCAUCUGGUCGGACGUUAUACAAACCAUGGUCAUGUUAAUUGGAAUACUUGCUGUACUUAUCAAGGGUACAAUAGCGGCGGGAGGAGUGACUGCUACAUGGAGUGCUGUAUACGAUACGGGCAGAGUCAACUUGUUCGAGUUCAAUCCUGACCCAACGUUAAGACAGUCGUUUUGGAGUCUUCUUAUUGGAAGUUCUAUUAGAGGCUUUUCUACUGUUUUUAUGCAAACCACAUUUCUGCGGAUCAAAGCCACACCCACUUUGCAAUCAACAUCUAAUAUGUAUCUUGUUACCGCCUUCUCCCUUAUGAUGAUGUCCUGGUUGGGUGUGCUGGAGGGAGCUGUUAUGUUCGGCUACUACUACAAUCAAGGUUGUGACCCACUAGAAUCGAAACAAUUGGAUAAUCAGAAUCAGCUGAUGCCAGCUAUGGUUGUAGAUUUAUUCCAUGACACGCCUUGCAUGCCGGGACUUUUCUUCGCCGCCUUGUUUAGUGCCUCCCUAAGUUCCAUGUCGUCCUUGUUGAGCAGCAUGUCAGCAAUGUUCUGGGAGGAUAUUGUUAAACCUCACACCAAACCGAUGUCUGAGAGGAGGGGGAUCAUCAUCACUCAGAUCUCAAUGUUUAUGUUCGGCGUUCUUGGCUGCUCGGUCGCAUUUGUUGUUUCAGAGCUAGAAGGCCCGGUAACACGAAUUUUUAACGUCAUGUCAUCAAGCGUAACGGGGGCAAUGACAGGAGUAUUUCUUCUUGCCUUCCUUGUACCAUGGGCAAAUUCAUUGGGAGCGAUAGUAGGAGGACUGUCUAGUGUACUUUUCGUUGGAUGGAUCUCCGUAGGAAAAUUCGUAUCUACGGGUGUGCGAGUACACCCUAAACUAGAACCAGCUCCGAUGUAUAAUUGCCCAUCUUCCAAUAUCUCCAUCCAAAUGAACAGCACUAAUUUUGACAGCAUUAGUAGCUCUUUGUACCUAACGAACAUCACAGCGUCUUCUGUGGAAACUGAAAGUCUACCCCAAGGUUUAGAUGCAUUAUAUUCCCUCUCCUACAUGUGGCUUGGCGCUUUGGGUGUCCUCAUCGUCGUAUUGGUCGGUGCUCUCGUAAGUCGCCUCAAAGACCAACCACCAGUUGACCCAGACCUUCUGAUUCCCGUGUUUGAUUUAGUUUGCUGCUGUCUUCCGAAAUGGGCACGGAAACGGUGCCGAUGUCUCCCUGAACUCGAUACCGAUUUAAAUGAAGAAGAAAAACCUUUUAAUGAAAUUCGUACGAAGGAACAAUCAGUUUGA